Adelges cooleyi (spruce gall adelgid) is the source of this 1684-nucleotide messenger RNA. RefSeq names its product fatty acyl-CoA reductase wat-like. The record is from RefSeq and is a predicted model, not a curated record. The transcript has 10 exons. Gene Ontology annotation, biological process: long-chain fatty-acyl-CoA metabolic process. Gene Ontology annotation, cellular component: peroxisome. The coding region runs from base 150 to 1658 and encodes 502 amino acids. NCBI's taxonomy places the organism in Eukaryota, Metazoa, Arthropoda, Insecta, Hemiptera, Adelgidae. Gene Ontology annotation, molecular function: alcohol-forming very long-chain fatty acyl-CoA reductase (NADP+) activity.
UUCAUAUUAUAGUAUAAAUAUUUUAUCGUAUUCUGUGAACUAAUUUAAGUAAUUAAAUUAAAUAUUAAAUGCUCCAAUGUUUUUUUAUAGAUAAUUAAAGAUUAAUUUUCUUUCUAUAAUAAUUAACAUACAAUAUUAUCAUAGUGAAAAUGACGGCAUUAUUUGAAAAACCGCUUACUGAAAUUCAAAAAGUCUUUGCUGAUACAAAUGUAUUUAUUACUGGAGCAACGGGUUUCAUUGGACAGGUCUUGGUAGAAAAAAUUCUCAGGUCGUGUCCGGUGAAACACGUAUAUUUGUUGGCAAGACCUAAAAAAGGAAAAGGACCGUAUACGCGAUUAAACAAAAUGUUUAGUAAUCCGCUGUAUAGCAUACUCAAGAACGAGAAACCAGACUUUAUGGAGAAAGUAUCGUUAAUGUCUGGAGAUUGCGAAGAACCCAAUUUAGGUUUAUCGCCAGCCGACGAAGAUUAUGUUGUCCGCAAUAUGCACAUAAUAAUCCAUUGCGCGGCUACGAUUCAUCUCAACGGAUCGCUAAAAAGAACGACGUUUAUCAAUAUCAGGUCCACAAGAGAUUUAAUGUUUAUCGCUCGUCGAGUACACCAAUUGAAAGCAUUUGUAUUUGUAUCAACGGCAUUUGCAAACACCAACCAGGAAAUCAGUAAAGAGAUUAUUUACGAUUGUCACAUGCCAGGAGAGACAUUGAUCAAAAUGGCCGAAUCGUUUUCAUCUUCUUUUAUCGAUUCCAUAACAAAAGAGUGUUUAGGAACAUGGCCAAACACAUACACAUUAUCGAAAUGUGUUGCAGAAAAUUUAGUCAAACAGUAUGGGCAAGAUAUGCCAAUUAGUAUAGUUAGACCUUCAAUUGUCGUGUUCACUCAAGAUGAACCAAUAGUUGGUUGGUUUACAAACAUGAGCAGCGUACCAGGUCUUUGUCUAGGUAUUGGAUUAGGUGCGAUACGUGUACUGUUAAUCGACAAAGAUACUCCUGCUGUGAUUGUGCCAGCUGACAAAGUGGCCAAUUUGAUCAUUUCUGCUGUUUGGCACAUUACAAAAAAAAGUAAUGAAGAUUCAUCGAUACCAAUAUUUAAUUUUGUUCCAAAUAACAGAGCACCACUUUUGACCUUUGGCCAGUGUUCAAAAAGUAUCGUUGAUAAAAUGAAAACAUAUAAAAUAUAUUCGGAAAAACAGGUUUGGAAUCAAAGUACUUUAAAUACAAAACACAAAUUUAUUUAUGAUAUAAUUUUUUAUUUGUAUCAUUAUAUACCAUCACUAUUUAUUGAUACUAUCCUAUGGGUCAUUGGAAAUAAAUUUAGGGUUGCACCACUCUAUUCUAAACUGCACACAAUGGUAAUGGAUAUGCAAUAUUUCGCCAUUAAUAAUUUCAAAUUUGACGAUCGGAACCUGGAUAUGUUAAUAGCUCAUCAAAGUGCCGAAGACAGAGCACUGUUUGAUAUCGACAUAUCAAAAAUCAAUUGGGAAAAAUAUUUUUUGAAUACUGCUUUAGGAAUUCGUCGAUAUAUUCUCAAUGAACCUGGAAAUUCUGCUCAAGCUAUAAAAAGACAUAAAAUGGUUAUGGCUGCUUACUACAUAUUCAAUGGAACAAUUUAUGCAUUACUAUUGUACUCAAUGUAUUUGAUUUUCAAUUGUGUAUUUAGUUAAAGUAAAAUAAAUUAUUAAAUUGGUUU